UUCAACAAAUGUAUCUCAUUGUAAUAAUGAGCUGUAAAGCAGGCAGUGGGCGCAGAGUGUGAUGUUGACUGGCCGCAUUGAUUGGCUGCUGGCUCGGUGUGUGUGUGCAGCGUAGUAAAUGCGGCUCUUGAUGACACACCGCCCUCUUCUCUCCUGCAGCUCGCGGCCGUAUGAAGCGGCCCUGCCUGCUUGGAAACACAUUAUUCCCCCCUGCGAGCCGUCCGGCGGAACAUGUGCAUUCCCAUAGUCUCUUGAAAUCGUCGUUGUCGCACGUCUAUGUGAUUCUCAGUUGUGCUCAUGAGCCUGCUAGGUGGCUACAAGAAAAAGAGCAGUUACGAUGGCUACGAAUCUUUGCAGCUGGUCGAUAGCAGCGGAGACUUCAGUACCGGGGGACGAAGCGGCGGCGGAGGCGGAGGCGGUUUGACGGCGGUGACCCUCGGCAGCGUCAAGACAGGCCCCGCGCGACAGGACGACUACAGCACCAUGGACAGCUCAGGCCCUCCGUCUCCAGAUAUGGACGGGAACUAUGGAGGGGGGCUUCUGGAUAUGGUGAAAGGAGGUGCUGGAAAGUUCUUCAGUAACAUCAAGGACAACCUCAAAGACACCAUCAAAGACACCUCCACCAAGGUUAUGAACCAAGUGGCCACGUAUACAAAAGGGGAGUUGGACAUUGCCUACAUCACCUCACGUAUUAUCGUGAUGUCAUAUCCUGCUGAGACGGUGGAGAUGGGCUACAGGAACCACACAGAGGAUAUCCGCUCUUUUCUGGACUCACGGCAUGCUGACCACUACACUGUUUUCAACCUGUCACAGAGGAACUAUCGAGGAGCCAAGUUCUCCAACAGAGUUUCUGAAUGCAAUUGGCCGUCCAGACAGGCUCCAAGUCUUCACAACCUAUUUGCCGUGUGUAAGAAUAUGUACAACUGGCUCAAGCAAAACCCCAAGAAUGUGUGUGUAAUCACCUGUUCGGAUGGCAGAGCUCCUUCAGGCGUGCUGGUCUGUGCCAUGUUCUGUUUCUGCCAUCUUUUCGCCAACCCGGUGCCAGCCAUGCAGCUUCUCAGCGCCAAGAGGCCUGGAUCUGGCCUGUGGCCCUCCCAUAGGAGGUACAUAGGUUAUGUAUGCAGUUUAGUCUCAGAGAAGCCCACCGUACCCCACUCCAAACCACUAGUUAUUAAAACUGUCACAAUCAGUCCUGUUCCCUGCUUCAACAAACAGCGCAGUGGCUGUCGGCCAUUUUGUGAUGUACUAAUUGGUGAGACCAAGAUAUUUUCUACAGCUCAGGAGUACGAGAGAAUGAGAGAACACAGGAUUCAGGAGGGCAAAGUGGUGUUUCCUGUGGGAGUGAGCGCACAAGGAGACGUGGUGAUUUCAGUCUAUCACAUGCGCUCUCAUGCACUUCAGGCCAAGGUAACAAACACCCAGAUAUUCCAGAUUCAGUUCCACACUGGUUUCAUUGCCCCUGGCAGCACAGUCUUGAAGUUUAUGAAGACAGAGCUGGAUGCCUGUGAUUCUCCAGAGAAAUACCCACAGCUGUUUCAUGUGCUGAUAGAUAUCGAGGUUGAAAGCACGGAGAAACAGAAAGAUCUCACUCCACCAUGGGAACAGUUUCCCACCAAAGACCUGAGCCCCAAUGUGCUCUUCUCCUGCCAUCAGGAACACCAGGAUGCACUUGCUAUUGCAGAUGAAAUGGAGGGCUUGGACUUGGAAGAUCCCGCUCAGGGCCAUAGCAGUUGCGGAGGCAGAGUGGGGCCGAAUGAAGAGAGCGAACCAUCUGAUGAUGAGAUGCUGUCCCUUUCUAGCCAGCAGAGCAACGCGAGUAAUGAGAAAUCAAAAGCAGCUAAAAGGCCAGAGCCGCAGGCCGCAGCGCCGCCUCCUCCAGCAGCUGAGGAAGUGGAUCUUCUGGGUCUGGAUGGAGACGCUGCUAAAAUUCCUCCAUCCUCCCCUCAACCCCCAGCCAACAACACUACCACAGACCUGCUGGGGGAUCUGUUUGGAGCUCCACCAACACCACAGCCAGCCAGCUGUCCAGGCUCUGCUCAGUCCACGCCGCGGAGAUCCGCACAGUCCUCCUCACCCGGACCUUCACCCCGAUCUGGAAACACUUUCGACCCGUUCGGGUCUGGGCCCGCUCCUGCCCCUAAGCCACAGGAUUUCAUGGGUGCGUUCCUGGGUCCAGGUAAUAUGGGGCAGCCAGACCCCUUCCUGCAUGCUGCACGAUCUCCGUCUCCUACAAUGCAGAACAUGGGCAUGGGCCGCAGCUCACCUGUUCCUCCCUCAACUCCCACUGUCAACAUCCAGCAGCAGAACUCAACAGGAGCCUGGGAAUGGAACAAACCAGCGGCUGCAGGUGGAGGUUUUGGGAUGGGCAGUAAAUCAGCCAGUACUAGUCCAACAAGCUCAGCCCAUGGUACACCCACCCACCAGACCAAACCGAACACUCUUGACCCUUUUGCUGAUCUGGGGAACCUGGGAGCAGGCCUUGGAGGAGGUGGUUCAGGAUUUUCCAGCAAACCCACAACACCGACUGGAACUGGAGGUGCAUUUCCACCAAUGGGCUCCCCCCAGCGUCCCGCACCCUCCCCCCAGCACACCGCAUCUGGAGGCUGGCAUCCCAACACCGGCUUCCCCUCGUGGCAGGCUGGAGGAGGAGCUCAGUGGCAGCCACAGGCUCAGGGGACUCCAACUAAAGCACCCCCAGCAUCCAUGCCACACACUUCACCACAGAACAGACCCAACUACAAUGUCAGCUUCUCUGCCAUGAGCGGAGCAUCGCCUGGAGCCGCUGGGCCAAAAGCACAGCCUAAUAUGGGAACCAGACCAAAGGUUUCAGAUGCUAACUUUGAUGACCUGCUCUCAGGCCAGGGCUUUGCUGGCGGUAAAGAGAAGAAGGGACCAAAAACCAUAGCAGAAAUGAGAAAAGAGGAGAUGGCAAAAGAAAUGGACCCAGAGAAACUCAAGAUCCUGGACUGGAUUGAAGGGAAGGAGAGGAAUAUCAGAGCGCUGCUGUCCACCAUGCACACAGUGCUUUGGGAAGGGGAGACCCGCUGGAAACCUGUAGGCAUGGCUGACCUCGUCACACCAGAGCAGGUCAAGAAGGUCUACCGCAAAGCUGUGCUGGUAGUUCACCCUGACAAGGCUACUGGACAGCCCUACGAACAAUAUGCCAAGAUGAUUUUUAUGGAACUAAAUGAUGCCUGGUCGGAAUUUGAGAGCCAAGGACAGAAAGCUCUGUACUAAGACUUGCUGUAAAUGAUCACAACCAGUCAGCAGUUCCUGCCCACUUUAGACACCCCGCAACCCAGCAGUCCUUGAAAUGCUCCUUUGUUAUCUCUCCCACCUCCAGGACCCCUGCUUCAUAGAGACGUCAGAGCUUACAUCUACAGUAUAGUUGUGUGUAUCUCUCUAUCCAUCCACGUAUCAGGUUAGAUCAUGCCCUAGGCCAACAUAUCUGCUGUACCAGAAGACUGCUGUUGGGAAAAGUACUGUAGCAUUCAGGUUUGUCUUAAGAAACUCUUUAUUUGUGUUUUCCCAGGACUCACCUGCAUAACAAAGUUCAGAGUUUGCCGUUACUUAUCUGUGACAUAUUUCUGUGAACAAUAUGAGUCACGAAAGUCGUCAAACAAUGUCUGGGAGGAGCUUUCGGAUGAGUUUUUAAUGUAGUGCUGAGGAAACAUCUUCCAAGAAAAAAAAAUGGAAUAGUGUGUAGACACUCCAGGAUACUGCAAAACAACCUAUACAAACUGGAUUAAAUACUGCAGCAAUUCAGUACAAACCUGUUUGGGUGUUAAUUUAUUAAAGGAAUAGUUUACCCAAAAAUAAAAAUUUUCUGUUUAGCUGAAACUGUGAUUCUUUGUGACCAGUAAAAUACAAAUGAAUGGAGACUGGCACUUUGAGAGGAAAAAUAAAACACAUACAGACAAAUCUAAAUGAAUCCACAUGGAUUUUGAUGAUAUAUUAAGGUCUUACAAACUGAAGUGGUCAUUUUUACCUUUUACAUUUUAAGUUUACACACUGCAAAUAAUGCUUUUCCUACUUAAAGUUUUUGUUUCUAGUCCAAAUAUCUAAAAAGAGACAUUUUCUAGACAAUAAAAAAUACUGUCUUGUUUUUAGAAAUAAUAUGGCAAAAUCUAGCGGAGUAUUUUUUAAAAACAAGCAAAAUGAUCUGCUAAUGGGGUGAGUAAAUUAGUCCUGUUUUUGCUUUAAAAUGCAGCCUGUAUUAUCAGAUUAUUUAGCUUAUUUUAAGAAAAACUUUUGACAUUAAAAUUUUUAUUUGACAAUAAAAAUUGACAUUAAUUUUGACAUUAAUUGACAUUAUUUUCAAAAACAAGCCUUUUUUUUUUUAGCUUGUCUAGGAAAUGCUUAUUAACAAUUUGUAGAUAUUUGGACUAAAAAGAAGACAAAACUCUAAGAAACAUUUUUGUAGUGCAACAGUCUAUAGCAAAAAUGACCAACUCAUAAUGAUGUACAGCCUGUGUCACUGUGGGCUCAUAUGUGAGCUGAUUUAGUUAGUUGUACAACAGAGAAGACUUGUGUGUCAUACUGUCCAUCAAAACUGAUUUUACUUGCACUUAUCCUGAAAAAUGUUUACAUUCGGUCUUAAUUUAAGUUCAAAAGCAAAUUUCAGAAAAGUUUUGCAAAUUUGAUUGCCACUUUUAAAAUGGAACUCCAUUUGUAGAGGUAAACGAAGAAAAUAAUAAAUUAAAGUAAAUAGUAUGUGCAAUGAUCUCUUUGAGGAAGUAGCUAGCAUUAAUGGUAAUGAGACCUGGAUUGAUGAGUCAUCACAAUUAAUUCUGAAGCUAGAUAUAGCAGGAGAGUUUGAGUUAAUGUAUAUAUAACAUAUUAAUCUAAAUUCUUUUGAUAUUUUAAAAAAUAUAUUACACAUAACGCAAAUCAUUUGCAGUUUGAUUUAACUUCAUUGGUUAAAAAAGUAGAUAUUUACCUGGUUUUAAAGAAGAGAAAGAACAAUGUUGAUUUUUAAAACCUAAUUUGAAAACGUGUAUUUUCAUCUUUCCUAGAGAUGGUUUGCAGCUUUAAGGGCAUCCACUGCUUAAAACAUGCUGCAUAAGUUGCCGGUUCAUUCCGCUGUGGCAACCCCAGAUUAAUAAAGAGGGACUAAGCUGAAAAGAAAAUGAAUGAAUGUAUUUUUAUUAUGAUAAUAAAGUGGUUAUUAAACAUUAGAAUGAAGAUAAUGAGGAAAAUACAUUUUCUUCAUCACUCUUAUGUGGAAGUGGCUUCCAAAAGGCUUAGAUACAAUAACAAGUGGCAUUUAGAUGCUCACUUUUGGCUGAAAUGUGCCCUGAGAUACCCAAUGAAUAAUAACUCAUUAUUUGACAAAAACGUUUUGUGUUUCAGACUAUUAUGAAUGCACACAUUUGUUAACCCUUUGGAUUAAAAGAUGUAAACAACAUUUAGUUUCUUGCACAGGCUGAACAUUUCACUUUAUAAGACCUUGAUGCAUCAUCUGGAACAACAGAUAUUAACUUUAUUUUGCCUUAUUAUUAUUUUUUUUUAUAAAGAACCAUAGUUUCAGUCUAUCUUCUUUAAUAUUCAACUGAAAAAAGAAAGAAAAAAUCCUGGAUGACCUGAGAAUGAGUAAACUAACAGUACAUUUUUAUUUUUGUGAAUUGUCCCUUAAGAUUUUUGCAUGUUAGAGCAAUGUGCGGGAUUUUUUCUGCUUCUUCCAUUGUAUUGAUUGCGUUCAAAGCUCCUGCUCACAAUUAACAUAUGACGGGUCGGGUGUAUAUUUAUUUGUUGGCUUUGCAAUUAUGAAAUUUGUGAAAAUAAAAGUGGGUCUCUGUCGAAUUACGACUAGUUUCUAAGUCUAUAGGUUAGAGGUUUAGAAAGAUAUGCACAAAUGAAAGAACACUGAACAAAAUACAUUCAACCACUGAAAAUUACCGUAUCGUUUAACACUUAUCUUCUUUCAAAGGUGAAGUGAUGUGGUGCUGAGGGGCAAAAGCACAAAAAGUACGAGAGACUGUUCAGGAAAUGUGUGAUUUCCUUAAACUUGAUCUGUGAAAUGCAGUAGAUUUUACUUGCAGUUUACUCCUAUGUUGUUUUCUACUGAUCUGUCUGUAUAUGUUGCACUAUAAUAACAUACUGUUUACAACAUAUAAACUCAAAUGAAAUUUAUUCGUGUAGUUAUUAUCCACAGGAAAGAAAUAACUGAGUGGUUUUGCUGGUACCUCAAAGUUACCCUGGCUUGUUUCAAGCUAUUUUGAAGGUUAAAUGGAUAGCUCACCAAAAAAAUCUAAAUUCAGUCAUCAUUUACUCAUCCUCCAUUUGUUUCAUACUAUGGAUGUCAAUGGCUACCAGUUUACAACAUUCAAAAUGAUUUUUUUUUGUCAUCAGUAAAAAGAAACUCAUAAAACUCUGCUUGAGAGUGAGUAAAUGGUGAGUAAAUCUUUAUUUUUGGGUGAAUCCCUUAAACGUUGUCUUUAAAUACACAGUUUGUUAAUAUGAUCUCCUAACUGGUUGAUAGUGCGCUAAAGAGCUAGUCAAACAUCUUACUUUCUUGAAGCCCUAAACUGAUAUCAAGAUGGCUUAAAUUUGCUUUGUUUUGCCUACCAUGCCGUUGGAACGCAUUCAUGCUCACUAAUGCUAAUGCUAAUGCUAACAAAGCCUUUUACUGAGGAAUGCGAUGGAAGGAAAGGGUUGUUUUGUUGCCACAGGUGUCUUUUAAACCAACUGAACAUAUCAUUCAGAGUGAACCAUUAACAUUUCAACAUGAAAUCAUAAAAACGUUUAAUCAACGUACAAUGCAGCUCUUUUAGCAUAUCUCUGUCUUCUCAUAAAUGUACUGCAUGUUUGACUAUAAGUGGCACAUGGUCCAGAUUCAAAGGAAGUUUCUAGAGUGUCCAGCCACUAAUCUGCCCUUUCUCUUUACAGUAUAUUUGCACUUGAAUGGCAUUAGGUAAAUCCAGAACACACUUGUGUCGUAACUUGCAGUACUUGCUGUACAUUUCAUUCAUGCUUUGCCUUCCUCUUUUCAGAAUCAUGUGCUGAAAUACUAAAGCUUUAACCGUUAUCAGAGCAGUCUUCUCUCUUAAGUUUGUCUCCUUUAAGUUUGCCACCUUUUCCUUCCCUUGACACAAAGACUUGAAUUAGUGAGAACUGAUUAAAGAAAGAAAACUUUUCCACCCUCUUCUUGUGGACUGAGCCGUUUAUCUUCGAUUUUAGGAUAUCAUAUUGUUCGGAUGCUAACCUCUGUAUACAGUAGUGAAUGUGUGGUGUUCAAUAACGCUGUUCUCUGUAAGGAAGUGGUACGGUUUGGAUACAGCUCUGUGUUUGUUUGCUGUAUCAGUAUUAUUGUGACAUGCAUUUGUUUUCUGUGUCUUUUUUUUCUGUUCCUGUUCUCCUUAUGGAGCUGUACAUAUGAUAAAGUGCAUUGCACAAAUAAAUGGAAACCGAAUGAGAUUAA
Molecule: messenger RNA, 7420 nt
Organism: Danio rerio (zebrafish)
Lineage: Eukaryota; Metazoa; Chordata; Actinopteri; Cypriniformes; Danionidae
Source: RefSeq, a predicted model, not a curated record